This is a messenger RNA of Lytechinus variegatus (green sea urchin), 669 nucleotides long. RefSeq names its product protein CEBPZOS-like. NCBI's taxonomy places the organism in Eukaryota, Metazoa, Echinodermata, Echinoidea, Temnopleuroida, Toxopneustidae. The record is from RefSeq and is a predicted model, not a curated record. Bases 248 to 520 code for a protein of 90 amino acids. The transcript is spliced from 4 exons.
AAAUAAUUCAUUAAAAGAGAGGUGUCUUAUAUUACAUGUUUCACGUCCUUCAGCAUUCCAUACAUAUUAAGGUAUUGCGACGGUAAACGUGAGAUUGCAAACCAUCAAUCUCGAUCUGGAUCUACAUUUUAGGCGAACAAAUAUCAUAAUUUUGUUGUGUUUCAGAUUAUACUGCUUUGGUAUUGUGAGGAGGAGACCACGUUCUUUCUUUUUCUGACGGCAUUAUAUCGUAGAUACCAAGUGAGGCAUGUUUAACUUCAGUAGUUCCGGUGGUCGACGGCUGUGGACAGGUAUGAAAUGGGUCCUCUAUGCUGAGAUAGGAUUCUUUGGAGCUGCAUACUAUGUAUGGCACAGGAUGAACACUCAACAAGAUUUUAGGAAGUAUAUGCAUGAGAGUCAUCCAAAGGUUCUUGAAUUAUUCUACAAGGGGGCAGAAUUCGGAGGAUUUAAGGAUGCGAGACAGCAGGACUAUGCAACUUGGGGCAUCAGUAGUCAACAAACUGCUGAUGAGGAUUUAUGAAACCUACUGAGGAUUAUUAAAGGACUAAUACUAGAUAGACUUAAAGGCCCGAAUUCAUAAAGGUGGUUUUGAAAACCCACGAUUGAGUCCAUGGUUUAUGCAGAUUUCCUGUAUAGAUUACGCUUAAUUUAGUGCGUAUCUGGCGCGUG